Messenger RNA from Acinonyx jubatus (cheetah), 1080 nucleotides. RefSeq names its product NADH:ubiquinone oxidoreductase core subunit S3 (gene NDUFS3). The transcript is spliced from 8 exons. The coding region runs from base 16 to 999 and encodes 327 amino acids. Gene Ontology annotation, molecular function: NADH dehydrogenase (ubiquinone) activity. The record is from RefSeq and is a predicted model, not a curated record. Lineage: Eukaryota; Metazoa; Chordata; Mammalia; Carnivora; Felidae.
AUACCACCCUGAGUAAUGGGGAAUUCACAGUCUAUGAACCCAACUGUUCAAUUUAUGGAGGGAGAAGCCCGGAACCCGGAACCUCUGCUUCUAGCCCCGCGUCCGCCCGGAAGAAAAUCAGAUGCAUGCUUCCGCUUCCGGUCCGUGCCCUUGGGGUUCCGUGUCCUGUGGGUCUUGGAUGCUUGGUCUGUAACCUGGAACAUGGCCGCGACGGCGGCUGCUGCGAGGGGCUGGUGGCGGGGUCUCGUAGGGUCCGUGGCGUUGGCCAGGGUGGCCGGGCGACCCUCGGUGCUGUUGCUGCCGGUGAGGAGGGAAAGCGUCGCGGCAGACACGCGCCCCACUGUCCGACCACGGAAUGAUGUGGCCCACAAGCAGCUCUCAGCUUUUGGAGAGUAUGUGGCUGAAAUCCUGCCCAAGUAUGUCCAACAAGUUCAGGUGUCUUGCUUCAACGAGUUAGAGAUCUGUAUCCAUCCUGACGGAGUCAUCCCAGUGCUGACUUUCCUCAGGGAUCACACCAAUGCACAGUUCAAAUCCUUGGCUGACUUGACAGCAGUGGACGUCCCCACCCGGCAAAACCGUUUUGAGAUUGUUUACAACCUGCUCUCUCUGCGCUUCAACUCCCGGAUCCGUGUGAAGACCUACACAGAUGAGCUGACACCCAUUGAGUCCACUGUACCUGUGUAUAAGGCAGCUAACUGGUAUGAGAGGGAGAUCUGGGACAUGUUUGGAGUUUUUUUUGCUAACCAUCCUGAUCUAAGGAGGAUCCUGACAGACUAUGGCUUUGAGGGACAUCCUUUCCGGAAAGACUUUCCCCUAUCUGGCUACGUUGAGUUACGCUAUGACGAUGAGGUGAAGCGGGUGGUGGCUGAGCCAGUGGAGUUGGCCCAGGAGUUCCGCAAGUUUGACCUGAACAGCCCUUGGGAGGCUUUCCCUGCCUAUCGGCAGCCCCCUGAAAGUCUCAAGCUCGAAGCUGGGGACAAGAAACCUGAAACCAAGUAGCUCCAGGGAAGGCAUGUGGAUACUGGAAAACGCCUUAAUCUAUACUAAGCGUCCCUGUAAAUAAAAUCCUUAGACUAACCA